UUAUUCAUCUUUAGAGCAACAUACAAUAAGCUUGCCUCAGAUUUUAAGCUGUUUAAGGAUUGCCAUGAGAGCUGCUUUAACAUCGCUGCAUGCCAAGAUGCUACUCAUGCUUCUUGCAGGAUGUGUUAUAAUGAUUAAAGGUCAAACUACAGAAAAUUAUGACACUUCAUUGUCUUCAGACUCAACAUCCACUGCAAAUGGAACAUCAUCUCCAUCUUCAUUGAUUACAGAUACAACAUCCACACUUAUAGCUACUACACAAACAUCAACUACAAAUGAAUCAUCUCUGCCUUCACCCUCUCCAGAGACAUCCACACCUACAGCUACUACACAAACAACAACUACAAAUGAAACAUCAUCUCUGCCUUCACCAUCUCCAGAGACAUCCACACCUACAGCUACUACACAAACAACUACAGCUGAAACAACAUCUCCGCCUUCUUCGACUACAGAUACAUCAUCCACACCUACAGCUACUACACAAACAACUACAAAUGAAACAUCAUCUCCGCCUUCAUUGACCACAGAUACAGCAUCCACACCUACAGCUACUACACAAACAACAACUACAAAUGAAUCAUCUCUGCCUUCACCGUCUCCAGAGACAUCCAUACCUACAGCUACUACACAAACAUCAUCUACAGCUGAAACAACAUAUCCGCCUUCUUCGACUACAGAUACAUCAUCCACACCUAUAACUACUACACAAACAACAACUACAAAUGAAACAUCAUCUCCGCCUUCAUUGACCACAGAUACAUCAUCCACACCUACAGCUGCUACACAAACAACAACUACAAAUGAAUCAUCUCUGCCUUCACCCUCUCCAGAGACAUCCAUACCUACAGCUACUACACAAACAACAUCUCCGCCUUCUUCGACUACAGAUACAUCAUCCACACCUACAGCUACUACACAAACAACAACUACAAAUGAAUCAUCUCUGCCUUCACCCUCUCCAGAGACAUCCACAACUACAGCUACUACACAAAUAUUAACUACAUUGUCUUCAACUACAUUCAACUCUGCAGAAACAGCAACCUUCACAACCCAAUCUCCCACAUCAACAGCCAUUACCAACGCCUAUCCAACAACAACAGAUAUAACUACCACCUUUCUACAAACAACACCUAUUACAGCCUUCACUUCGGAAACAACAACCAACACAACCCAAUCUCCCACAUCAACAGCCAUUGAAAUCACCUAUCUAACAUCAACAGGCUUAACAACCACCUUUCCCCAAACAACUCUUGGAACCAUCUCUCCAGAAACAACACCCGUCACAACCCAAUCUCCAACAUCAACAGCCAUUACAAACACCUAUCCAACAACAACAGAUAUAAUAUCUACCUCUACACAAACAACAGCUAUUACAACCAUCACUCCUGAAACAACAACCAGCACAACCCAAUCUCCCACAUCAACAGCCAUUGUAAUCACCUAUCCAACAUCAACAGACCUAACAACCACCUUUCUACAAACAACCCUUGGAACCAUCUCAUUAGAAACAACACCCGUCACAACCCAACCUCCAACUUCAACAGCCAUUACAAACACCUAUCCAACAACAACAGAUAUAACAACCACGUUUCUACAAACAACAGCUAUUACAGCCAUCACUCCAGAAACAACAACCAACACAACCCAAUUUCCAACAUCAACAGCCAUUACAAACACCUAUCCAACAACAGAUAUAACAACCACCUUUACACAAACAGCUAUUACAGCCAUCACUCCAGAAACAACAACUAACACAGCCCAAUCUCCAACAUCAACAGCCAUUACAACCAUCUAUCCAACAACAACAGAUAUAAUAUCUACCUCUACACAAACAACAGCUAUUACAGCCAUCACUCCUGAAACAACAACCAGCACAACCCAAUCUCCCACAUCAACAGCCAUUGUAAUCACCUAUCCAACAUCAACAGACCUAACAACCACCUUUCUACAAACAACUCUUGGAAACAUCUCAUUAGAAACAACACCCGUCACAACCCAACCUCCAACAUCAACAGCCAUUACAAACACCUAUCCAACAACAACAGAUAUAACAACCGCCUUUACACAAACAACAGCUAUUACAGCCAUCACUCCAGAAACAACAACCAACACAACCCAACCUCCAACAUCAACAGCCAUUACAAACUCCUAUCCAACAACAACAGAUAUAACAACCGCCUUUACACAAACAACAGCUAUUACAGCCAUCACUCCAGAAACAACAACCGUCACAACCCAAUCUCCAACAUCAACAGCCAUUACAAACUCCUAUCCAACAACAACAGAUAUAACAACCGCCUUUACACAAACAACAGCUAUUACAGCCAUCACUCCAGAAACAACAACCGUCACAACCCAAUCUCCAACAUCAACAGCCAUUACAAACACCUAUCAAACAACAACAGAUAUAACAACCACCUUUCCCCAAACAACUCUUGGAACCAUCUCUCCAGAAACAACACGCGUCACAACCCAAUCUCCAACAUCAACAGCCAUUACAAACACCUAUCCAACAACAGAUAUAACAACCACCUUUACACAAACAACAGCUAUUACAGCCAUCACUCCAGAAACAACAACUAACACAGCCCAAUCUCCAACAUCAACAGCCAUUACAACCACCUAUCCAACAACAACAGAUAUAAUAUCUACCUCUACACAAACAACAGCUAUUACAGCCAUCACUCCUGAAACAACAACCAACACAACCCAAUCUCCCAUAUCUACAGCCAUUGUAAUAACCUAUCCAACAUCAACAGACCUAACAACCACCUUUCCACAAACAACUCUUGGAACCAUCUCGCCAGAAACAACAACCAACACAACCCAAUCUCCCACAUCAACAGCCAUUGUAAUCACCUAUCCUACAACAGAUAUAACAACCACCUUUACACAAACAACAGCUAUUACAGCCAUCACUCCAGAAACAACAACUAACACAACCCAAUCUCCAACAUCAACAGCCAUUACAACCACCUAUCCAACAACAACAGAUAUAACAUCCACUAUUCGUCAAACAAAGUCUGCUCAAGCAGUGGUUAGGAUGCAAUCUUUCACUGAACUAAGCAAUGAAAAUAUCAUCAUUUAUAUACAAGAGUUUUUUCAACACAUUCAGGCUAUGGUUAAUGGCACCAUUAGGAUGACAGUGAAGAAGAUCGAAAAAGUAACACCUUAACCACAUGGCAACCCGAAUUGUUCAAUACUCAUGUAAAUGAAUGAGCCUGAAGUCUGAAGUAUAAAUGUUUAUUAUUCCUGUUGGCACCUAACAACAUACAUUAUUUGGCCAAUCCAAUUCCAACCCAUCAACAUUAAGUGACUAUCAAGUGGUACAACAGUCAGGAAAUCAAACACUUGAUUCCCAAUAAUGGCAUAGUUAACAUUUCUGGCAUUUAGCAUACACCCUUAUCUAUAGUGACUUACAUUUUUAUUUAACCCCCCCCCCCCCCACACACACACACACACACACACAUUAUUUUAGAGUUCAAGUAUUUAACACCUUAAUCAAAAGGUGCACAUUAUCGUGUGUGUACCCCAAUCCAUUCACACACAACAAAAUAGAGAAAGCUCUGUCGCCCUCACAAGAAGCACAAACACAACAUACAAGUCUCAGUUAGUCUGUGCUAAAUGAAAAAUAAAUCAGACAUUUUCUGUGGAGCAGAAUGUGGAAUUAGUUAGUUAGUUAGUUAGUUAGUUAGUUAGUUAGUUAGUUAGUUAGUUAGUUAGUUUUAGGUGAUUUUUAAAACUUUAUAAAAAUGUUUGUUGUAUGUUUUUUAGAAAGCUUCUCUGAGGAUGAAUUUAAUGAAAUGUGUCAAUAUACUUGACGACUUAUCAUUAGUAAUACUGUAUAUUGUACCAUUACAGAGAUAUAAAUA
Molecule: messenger RNA, 3872 nt
Organism: Tachysurus vachellii
Lineage: Eukaryota; Metazoa; Chordata; Actinopteri; Siluriformes; Bagridae
Product: mucin-2-like
Exons: 5
Coding region: 65-3175 (1036 amino acids)
Source: RefSeq, a predicted model, not a curated record